ACGACUCCCGUCUCUACAUAAGCGGUGGCCGAAAGAGAGACAUGUUGGGACAGCGCCUUUCCAGCUGGUACAAUACUCCCUGCACUGAGACCAGCGUCACUAACUAUGGCAAUAGCUUGGAGGCUUCUCACGUGGACUCUCRUCUUCACCAGGGCUGUGUGCAGCUUCCCCGGUUACACCUUCCAGUCUCAAGAGGAGUUCCUCUCCAGCCUCGACCACUAUGAAAUUGCAUUCCCCAUCCAAGUGGACCAAAACGGCGACUUCCUCACCUUUGACAUGAGAAGCCAGCUGAAGCAGCGCCCUCGGCGCAGUCUGGGCUCCAUGCCCUAUGAGCCAUCUGAGCAACAGGUCUUCUACAAGGUCUCUGCUCAUCGAACCCAAUUUCUCCUCAAUUUGACGCUGCACUCCAACCUGUUGGCUGAGCACUUCACUGUUGAAUACUGGAAACGAGACGGUGUGGACUGGCAACAUGAUUUCCACGAGGACUGCCACUAUGCAGGCCACUUGCAAGACCAGUACCGCAACUCAAAGGUCGCCAUCAGCAACUGCAAUGGACUGCAUGGGGUGAUAGUCGCAGAUGAGGAAGAAUAUUUCAUUGAACCGCUGAGCCCGGAAGCCAACGUGAGCGCAGGGAACGAGGGCAAGGGCAGCCCCCACGUCGUGUACAAACGAUCAUCUCUCCAGUACCCCCACAUGGAUGCAGCCUGCGGCGUGCUAGAUGAGAAGCCCUGGAAGGGACGGCACUGGUGGCUGCGGACGCUGAAGCCUUCACCUGUGAAGCCAUCGGGCAACCACAGCCAGCGAGGCCAGCUGCCCCUGAAGAGAUCGGUCAGCACUGAGCGCUACGUGGAGACCCUGGUGGUGGCCGACAAAAUGAUGGUGGGCUACCAUGGGCGCCGCGACAUAGAGCAGUACAUCCUGGCCAUCAUGAAUAUUGUUGCCAAACUUUUCCAGGACUCGAGUCUGGGCAAUAUUGUCAAUAUCCUGGUGACCCGGCUGAUUCUUCUCACCGAGGAUCAGCCCACCCUGGAGAUUAACCAUCACGCUGGGAAAUCCCUGGACAGCUUCUGCAAGUGGCAGAAAUCCAUCGUGAACAGGAAUGGCAAUGGGAACGCUAUCCCUGAGAACGGCAUAGCCAACCAUGACACUGCUGUUCUGAUCACUAGAUACGACAUUUGCAUCUACAAGAAUAAACCGUGUGGCACCCUAGGCCUGGCCCCAGUCGGAGGGAUGUGUGAACGAGAACGAAGCUGCAGCAUCAACGAGGACAUUGGCCUGGCUACAGCCUUCACCAUUGCCCACGAGAUUGGCCACACGUUUGGCAUGAAUCAUGACGGGGUCGGCAACAGCUGUGGCUCCCGUGGACAAGAAACAGCCAAGCUCAUGGCUGCUCACAUCACCAUGAAGACCAACCCCUUUGUAUGGUCCACAUGCAGCAGGGAUUAUAUCACCAGCUUCCUCGACUCCGGGAUGGGAUUAUGCCUGAACAACGCGCCUCCCAAGCAAGACUUUGUCUACCCAACAGUGGCACCAGGACAAGCCUACGAUGCAGAUGAGCAGUGCCGCUUCCAGUACGGAGUUAAAUCUCGCCAGUGUAAAUACGGGGAGGUCUGCAGUGAGUUGUGGUGUCUGAGUAAAAGCAACCGCUGCAUAACCAACAGCAUCCCAGCUGCCGAGGGGACCAUAUGCCAAACUAACACCAUUGACAAAGGGUGGUGCUACAAGAGAGAAUGUGUGCCUUUUGGCACCCGACCAGAGGGUGUGGACGGUGCCUGGGGAGCCUGGUCGUCCUGGGGAGAGUGCAGCAGGACGUGUGGAGGAGGUGUAUCGUGCUCCGUUCGCCACUGCGACAGCCCACGGCCCACGAUCGGAGGGAAGUACUGCCUGGGAGAGCGGAAGCGCUACCGGUCCUGCAACACCGACGACUGCCCUCCUGGUUCCCAGGACUUCCGAGAGUUGCAGUGUGCCGAAUUCGAUAACGUCCCUUUCCGAGGGAAGUACUACACCUGGAAGACRUACCGGGGAGCCCGUUCUUUCCCAGGGGGUGUGAAGGCCUGUUCCCUCAACUGCUUGGCCGAGGGCUUCAACUUCUACACGGAGCGAGCUGCGGCCGUGGUGGACGGGACGCCGUGCCGGCAGGACUCCAACGACAUCUGCGUCAACGGCGAGUGCAAGCAUGUGGGCUGUGACCGUGUCCUGGGCUCCGACUCAAAGGAAGACAAGUGUCGCCUGUGCGGGGGAGAUGGCAGCACCUGUGAGACCAUUGAGGGCAUCUUCAACCAGUCCCUGCCAGAGGGAGGGUACGAGGAGGUGAUCCAGAUUCCCAAGGGCUCUGUCCACAUCGACAUCCGGGAGCUGAACCUCUCCGUCAACUAUUUAGCUCUGAGAGGAGAAAACGGCGAAUAUUACAUCAAUGGGAAACUCUCCAUCGACCCUCCAAGGCGCUUCGACGUUGCAGGCACAACGUUCCACUACAGGAGGUCCCCGGACGAGCCUGAGUCGCUGGAGGCCUUGGGGCCCACCAACAUCACCCUCUUUGUCAUGGUCCUUGUGCGGACAGAGCUGCAGGGCAUUCGGUACAAGUUCAACGCCCCCAUCAGCAGGGAUGCCUCAAACCAGUAUUCCUGGCACUACACCCCGUGGACCAAAUGCUCAGCACUAUGUGCAGGGGGCAGCCAAAUCCAGUCUGUCGUGUGCAAGAAACUCUCCGACAGCUCAACUGUCUUCAACCAUUUCUGUAGCCCCGAAACCAAAAUGCCGGAGCGGCAGAGGCCGUGCAACAUCGAACCGUGCCCGCCAGCCUGGGUUAUUGGGAACUGGUCUGAAUGCAGCCGAACCUGCAACGAGGGUGUCCGCACACGGAGCGUCUUUUGCAAACGAAAGAUCUCUACCACCGAGGAGAAGACCUUGGAUGACGCCUCYUGCCCCCAGCCACGGCCCAAGAUGCUCGAGCCUUGCAACAACCAGACGUGCCCCCCAGAAUGGGUCGCUCUGGACUGGUCAGAGUGCACCCCCAGCUGCGGGCCAGGUUUCCGCCACCGCAUCGUGCUCUGCAAGAGCGGUGACCACAGCGCGACACUGCCCGCCUCCCAGUGCCCUGAAGGCUCCAAGCCCCCGGCCAGCAUGAGGUGCAACCUGCGGCGCUGCCCGCCCCCACGCUGGGUGACYGGCGAGUGGGGAGAGUGCUCCGCACACUGCGGCCUCGGCCAGCAAAGACGCUCCGUCCAGUGCCUGGCCCACACCGGGCAGCCGUCCAGCGACUGCGCGGAGACCCUGCAGCCGCCCGGCAUGCAGCAGUGCGAGACCAAGUGCGAGUCCGGACCCACGGACAACCCUGACGAGUGCAAGGAUGUGAACAAGGUGGCCUACUGCCCGCUCGUCCUGAAGUUCAAGUUCUGCAGCCGGACCUACUUCCGACAGAUGUGCUGUAAAACGUGCCAGGGCCACUAGGAACAGAGCAAAAUCACCCCCGU
Messenger RNA from Nothoprocta perdicaria, 3473 nucleotides. RefSeq names its product ADAM metallopeptidase with thrombospondin type 1 motif 10 (gene ADAMTS10). The transcript has 24 exons. The record is from RefSeq and is a predicted model, not a curated record. Gene Ontology annotation, molecular function: metalloendopeptidase activity. Gene Ontology annotation, biological process: proteolysis; extracellular matrix organization. Gene Ontology annotation, cellular component: extracellular matrix. Lineage: Eukaryota; Metazoa; Chordata; Aves; Tinamiformes; Tinamidae. The coding region runs from base 106 to 3450 and encodes 1114 amino acids.